Zasmidium cellare ATCC 36951 is the source of this 1440-nucleotide messenger RNA. RefSeq lists its product as uncharacterized. The coding region runs from base 1 to 1440 and encodes 479 amino acids. Gene Ontology annotation, molecular function: mating-type factor pheromone receptor activity. Gene Ontology annotation, cellular component: membrane. The transcript is spliced from 2 exons. The record is from RefSeq and is a predicted model, not a curated record. Gene Ontology annotation, biological process: G protein-coupled receptor signaling pathway. Lineage: Eukaryota; Fungi; Ascomycota; Dothideomycetes; Mycosphaerellales; Mycosphaerellaceae.
AUGUCUUCGCCACAGGAUCAAGCAAUCCUCCUCAGCCGACCAUACCCAUCCGCCAUCGCCUUCGCAACAUUCAGCCUCCUCGUCUCGAUCCUCAUCAUCCCUCCGCUCAUCCAGCACUACCGCAACCGCAACAUCGGUGCCACAGUGGUGGUGACCGGCGUCACCAUCGCCAACUUCCUCAACUUCCUCAACGCCGUCUUAUGGCCCAACGACGAUUUCGAAAACUGGUUCAGCGGUGUCGGCCUCUGCGAUGUCGAAGUCAAGUUCUACAUCCUCAUUCAGACACUCUUUCCAGCCGGCCUGGCAUGCAUCCUGAGAGCUUUGGCGAAGGUCAUGGACACAAACAACACUGGCUGGAUGCGAACCACGGCUCAGAGACGACGAGCGUAUGCCAUCGACCUCAUCUGCUGCGUGUUCCUUCCUUCGCUCCAGAUGCCCUUCCAUUACAUCGUACAGCCACAGCGCUACUACCUCUACGGCAUCAGCGGAUGCAUACCUCCUUCAGAUUCUUCUUGGCUCGCUGUUCUGCUACUUCUGGUACCGCCCUUGAUUUGGGUCAUCAUCGGCGCUUUCUAUGCUGUGUUGAUCGUCGUCCGACUCCUCAAAUACCGACUCACACUCAACACCCUGCUCGCCAACAGCAACACCAACAAGUCACGCUUCUUCCGCCUGUACCUCAUCUGCUGCAUCUGCGUGGUCGGGCUCAUCCCAACAGAAGUCUACGUCCUUCUGCACAACCGCAUCACCAACCUUUUGCCGUACAGCUGGAAAGAGACGCAUCACCCAACAGAGUACUCCUGGGACUCUGCGAUUCUAGUCGCGACCCACGGCAAGAUCGUAUACGACAGAAUCAUCUGGCUGGUCGGGGGCAUCCUGAUCUUCGCUUUCUUCGCCUUCGGCAGAGAUGCAUUCAAGAUGUACCGCGAAGGUCUGCUGGCUAUCGGCAUGGGCCGUUUGUUUCCGUCGCUCAUGGAGGACAAUCACAGUCAUCAAUCCGAUUCCCAACAACGAGGCUCGAUCACCGGCACUAUCAACUCUUUCAGCAGUAAAGCGAAGCUCUUUUUCAAACGUAAGGGAUCUUCCGGAACCUUCACAGACUCCAUGGCAUCGACGAGUGACACGACGUCUCCGUCGAAGGUCACCUUCAUGGAGAGUAUUCGAGAAAAUCAGCCUAUGCAGCAGAACAGUGGUCCAUUCGCAGGCAUCGCAUCAAUCUUUAAGAGAUCGAAGACCACCCCCACCGACCAAGAUCCUUUCAUACUCACCAACAUCACCGGAACUUUCCUGUCAAGUGUGUCGGCUGAGCCAGUCUCGCCCACAACAGCAUCGCAUAUUCGGUCUAAGAGCGUGGGAGGUCAUGACGUUUUGGUGAAGAAGGAGGUUCGGCAGGCGAGCGAGACGGCAGAGACUCUUCCUUCGAAGAUGUAUGAAGGCGUUUGA